ACAAAAUCAUGAAAUAAACUAGUUCAGUUAACUCGUUCCCAUUCGAUGCCCUGGAAAGUCGCCGAAUAAAAACAUAAUUAAUAAUCAACAUGAAUAAUGGAAAUAUUAAACGUUUACCAAAGAAACCAAGCGUCUCCAAAAAGCCAGAUGUUACUGUGUCUUCACCCUUGGCAAAGUAUGACUCCUCAGGAACUUUGACCUGUAUAAUUUGCAGGAUUCCCAUCAAGCCCAGCGUUUGGAAAGUGCACAUCAACUCAAAGCAACACAAAUUGAAUGUUGAUCAAGCCAAGCAGAACAAGAUAGAAAAGCCUGUUAAUACUACUAGCCCCAAGGAACCGUCAGCCAAAUCUUCUAUUGCUCCCCCUCUGGUCGUCCAAUCCAGCACUCACCAAGAUAAAACUCCACAGACGGGGCUGGAGAAGAAUCCUCCUAUCAUUCAAGAGAAACCCCCUCAGACAAACACGAACAGCAAGCCAGCUAUUGAAUCUGUUUCCGAAAAAUUGCCAGAAAAGUUCUUCGACGAGGAUAAAACCAGCAAAUCUGAAGCCGCUCGUCUUCAGGACGAGGAAUGGCAGCGCUUUCAACAGGAGAUUAAGAGAGCUGCCACAGAAUCCAGUGUUAUCGUAGCCGACGAACAGGAAGACAUCAAUCUCAAGAGACACAUCAAGGAAAUAGACGAACAGAUUGAUAAUUGGAAGAGAUUCAUCAAAAUAAAUGAUCAGAAAACAUUGCUCUUGAAUAAAAAGCGGAAAGUUAACCCCAAAGUAGAAAUAUACCCUGAAUUAAGUUCUAGUGAGGAAGACUGCAGUGUAGAUGAUUUGUACGAUUGGAGAACAAAGAACCUGCACAGAUAAAAAUUAAAAUGUUACUGUUAAAAAACUAAAAUUCGCUUUUGUUAUAUUUUAAUGAAUAAUCGAAGGGGACUAAUACAAGGAUACUAAAAUAUGAAACAAACCAGAUAAUAUUCUCAAAGGAAUUAUCAAAAAUGUAGUUUAGUAUGAGUAAAAGUUUUGUUAUUAAAAAGCAUCGCAGAUUUUUUAGCCUUUUCUUUAAAAUUAAUUCUUUGCCAUCAUUAAAUCAUUGAAUGAAUAAAAGUAUCCAAAAUCUAGUUUCCUUUGUAUAAAUAAUUUUUAUAAUUGAUUUUAUUUAAUACUUUUGUGGUCUAAUCAGCUAUACAAAGCUGAUAUCAAUAGAAAAUAUAUUUAACCCUAGAGUCAAUUUAAGAAAUAAUUAAAUCAAAAUAUUAGAAUCAAAGUUA
Molecule: messenger RNA, 1258 nt
Organism: Drosophila rhopaloa
Lineage: Eukaryota; Metazoa; Arthropoda; Insecta; Diptera; Drosophilidae
Product: zinc finger protein 830
Exons: 2
Coding region: 90-854 (254 amino acids)
Biological process (GO): mitotic DNA damage checkpoint signaling; mitotic DNA replication checkpoint signaling; nuclear DNA replication
Cellular component (GO): spliceosomal complex; nucleus
Molecular function (GO): nucleic acid binding; zinc ion binding
Source: RefSeq, a predicted model, not a curated record